CACACGAGAUUUUCAAUCUACUUUUCCCCUACCCCUCACUUUAAAGCUCUCACAUACAGCUUCAAAAAGCAGCUGGGUUUAAUUUUCAUGGAGAAUUCAAUUCUUGGCAUCCCAACACUUCCAGCCUUCUUCUCAAUAUUUCUGCUCAUCUAUCUCUUUGCUUAUUUUGUGGUUUUCCGCAACUGGGGUCCAAAACACAGACCAGAAGCUUCAAGCUGCCUAAUCUCUCUAGCUCAUGGCCCUACAGCAGCCAUUAUGUCCAUCUACUCAAUCCUCCAGAGCCACAAAGCCCCCACCUUUGCCUCUCCCAACGACACUUUACAAAACACCAUACUUGAAUUCAGCAUAGCUUACUUCUUCCUUGACCUCCUUCACUAUUUACUCUUCUUCCCCAGUGAUGUUCUGUUCAUCCUCCACCAUUUAGCCACACUCUACGUGUUUACGACUUGUCGUUACGUGGUUCAUCAUGGGGCCAACGCUAUCCUUGUGCUUCUCUUUCUUGCUGAAAUUACAAGUGGCUGCCAGAACGUUUGGACCCUUGCAAGUUAUCGCAGGGCUGAUUCACCGGCUGCUGCCAAAUUGUACGACUUCUUGUCUCCUCGGUUUUAUGUUUUUUACAGUGUUUUCAGAGGGUUUCUUGGACCACUGUUCAUGUUCAAGUUGGGGUUGUUUUAUGCAAGUGGGGCAGCUGAACCCAAAAUUCCCAGAUGGGCAUGGGUUUCUUGGAUGGUUGUGAUUUUAAUUGCCAUCGGCCUUAGCAUAUUGUGGGUUUUGAAUCUUUGGAUCGAUUGGCACAGAAACAGAGUACAGAAGAAAGAGAGGUAGAACAAAGUGUUAUGCCUUUUUUUUUUAGAACUUUUUUUUUUUGUUGGGUAAAAUUAUAAAUGGGGUUGUAUAAUGUUCAUAUUUCCAAGAUAAGAUUCAUCUAUGUCUUUGUAUCAUUACUCGUGUAACUAUUAGACAGGCUGGUGUCUUCUUCACUUAUUGGUGUUUUCAUUUAUGGAGAAGGUUCCAAACUUCACAUU
This is a messenger RNA of Prunus dulcis (almond), 1025 nucleotides long. RefSeq names its product TLC domain-containing protein At5g14285-like. Lineage: Eukaryota; Viridiplantae; Streptophyta; Magnoliopsida; Rosales; Rosaceae. The transcript is spliced from 2 exons. Gene Ontology annotation, cellular component: membrane. The record is from RefSeq and is a predicted model, not a curated record. The coding region runs from base 88 to 825 and encodes 245 amino acids.